Messenger RNA from Colletotrichum scovillei, 1977 nucleotides. RefSeq lists its product as uncharacterized. The transcript has a single exon. The record is from RefSeq and is a predicted model, not a curated record. Lineage: Eukaryota; Fungi; Ascomycota; Sordariomycetes; Glomerellales; Glomerellaceae. Bases 233 to 1780 code for a protein of 515 amino acids.
UUAAGACUUCACUUUCACCUUGAGUCUGACAUAUUCUUAGGCGAAGAGUGACAGGCGGGAUUCCUUUAUUCUCCUUCACAACUUUUUUCGGUCAAAGCCACCGUGACCUAUCAUCUUCGUAACCUACUUCGUCUUUUUUUUUUGUUACCCACGAAAGCACCUUCCGUUAUUAUGCAUCUUGGCGCUUGCUCUUGGAGAUGAAUGUGCUCUCCAGUCUCGCAGUGAGGUUGUCAUGGAGGCACACGACAACGUUGAGAUCCUAGUGCAUGUCACAGCGCCGUGCAGAAACAUCGAUGAUGUGCGCUACCGAGCCCUUGCACAGGCAUAUCUUGAUUUUGCACCAACAAGACAGGCCAAUAUUUUCUGCAAACCUUCAGAAGAGGAAGUUGUCGAAGCUAUCCCCAGCUCAGAGGCCGAGCCACCAGCAUUGCCUGCUUGGUCAGAUGUGCCGAACCUCGAUAGCGAAACAACUCAACCAGCAACCUCAUCACCACCAUAUAUACCACCACCGCCACCUCAAUACCCCGCAACGUUUGGAUCAUUCGAAUCACAGCAACUGUCCUUUAGGAGUGUCUUGGACAAUAGAAAUUCCCCGGGCCUCGGUCGGCCACUUGCAUCUAGAGACUUACCACUUUCGUCUCAACCUGUGGCAGAUUCACAGCCCACGCAGGCUAGCUGGGUAGCUCCUCCCAGUGUCGUCGGCGAUUCUCAGCCGUCAUAUGACAUCAGUCUCGCCGAGUUCUCAUCCCCAAGUCGACUCUUUGAACAUCUGGCAGGGCAGUUCGAUAGCAAACUCGAUGAGGAAUCUCAGCAACUAUCUCCAGAGGCAAGCCAACAACAAGUUCCAGAAGUAUUCGCAACGGCUACGCCAGUCAUAGAGACAGACUGUAAUGAAGAUGAGGACGAUGGUCAGGUUAUUCUCGUAACGUCGAGCAACUCCCUGGCAAUCAAGAGCAAUGCCACCCCAGUGCCAGCAGCCUCUACUAUUCCCGGAGAUGCUAUAAUCCUCAACACGCCGUUCCCUGCUCUGAAGCGACCGCCUCUAGUCAGCUCUCCUUUUGAGCAGAUAAUACAGGACACGCCUUGCCAACCGCCUCGGAAGAGAGCAAUACCGUCAUCGCCAAACCGAGCCGGCUCUGAGCCUCCUCUUCCAUCGAAACGGCACAAACGGUCAGCGCCCAUUUCGGAAUCGAGGUCGGUCAUCACGAGAAGCUCCUCAGAUGUAGGCCCUGGGCCCAGCGAUCUCUUCCGGCCUCAACGGCCUCCUAAUGAGAGGCACUUGAGCUACCUCGCACGUCUCGAGAUCCACCCCGUCGGCCCCCCAGUCGGCACCAGCGAGCUGACGCCAGAUGAUCUCCUGACGCCCAAGCUGAAGGAGCUGGCCCGCCAACUCAAGAUAUCGAAGCGCUUUGCCCCGGUUGAACAGACGAGGGAACUGCGUCCCUUUGAGCGAGGCCACUGGCAUUUGGACUGGACCGGCUGGCGACCGAGUCUCCGCGAGCGAGCCUGGCACUUUUUGACGGAUUACAUCCUCGAAGGGUUCGCGGGAUGGGGCGUCUGGUGUAAACGCGCAGAGGACUGGUCCUGUAUACGCGUGUACUGCUGGGGCCAUAUCGUCGGCCACAUCUAUCUGGCCUUGUACCUGGCGAGCGAGCGGGCGCUGAAGAAGGAUGCGGCGAAGUGGCUGGACGGUGCGGGUGAGGUUAUCGUCAUCACCAAUGGACACGAAAACUCCGACUCUGGGGAGAGCGUGGAGGGCGAUCCCGACGAUGGGAUGUAGUAGGCUGGGCGACGACGCGGCGGGCAGUUUUCAUUUCGUUUUACUUCCUUCUUGUUUUCCUUGGUUAAGCGAGGCGUUUGCAUAAGGUAAGGGGUUCGACAGGGCGGUAUUGCUUGACAAGUUUGGAUACGGGGCAAACAACCUGAUUAGCAUAGAAACAAACAUUGGGCGCACCUUCAAAAUGGUAUAUAGGGAGC